AUGACUGAAACAAAUAAAGAUAAACAAUCAACUGUAAAUGAAAAUAUAAACUGGAAUACAGUCGAAGACUUCGAAGACAUGUUCGAUAUUGUCGAUGAUGAUAACGAUACACUUGAAUAUACAGAGGAUGAAUUAAAUAAAUAUUACUUGUCUGGUCAUCUGAAUUCAAUGACACAUGAAGAUGAAAUGAUCGAUGAUGACAGUUAUGAUAAUGACUUAAAUGUCAUUGAAGGAAUACAAUCGGAAGCUGUUCUAUCACAAAAAUUUAGUCAAUUGUCAACAACGACUGAAGAUGAACAGAAAUCUAGUGUAACUCAUAAAAAACGACGAUCAAGUACUACUAUAGCUAGUCCAGAUGUUAGCUCAAAGAAAACGAAAAUUAUUGAUGAUGAUGAUGUGAUCGAUGAACCUAUUGCUAUUACUGCAAUGAGUAGUACUGAAACAAAAGAAAUACCGAUCUAUUUAUCGAUAGAUAACAAAUCAUUUAUUCGUAUGGCGCAAACUAUAACAAAAACAGCUAGUUCUAUUAAUAUAAAUAAUAUACAGCAACUAGCUCUAUUCAUGCAUCGAGCAGUUAAUGUGCGAAUAGAUAGAGAAAUUAUGAAAGCUUAUCUACAUUCCGUAAUGGGUACAUUAAAACAAUCUGAAUCUCAUCUCAUCGAAGUUGACCGACGUGUAUGGCCUAUCUAUGUUCAAUCACUUAUGUUAACACAACAUAAAGCAACAACAACUACGGCUUGUGCUAGUGUUACAGAAGAUCAGCAGGCUGAUUGUGAAAAACAUUUACAUCAACGUUUAAUAGAAAUGAAUGAAAAAAUUCAAUAUCAUAUAAAGCAAUUUAACGAAAAGAAAAACAAUUUAAUCGACUUUACAUCGAAUAUCGAACAAACUAUUCAAAGUUUUGUUCAAAAGCAUGGUGUGAAACCACUUGAAAUGAAACGGAAUUUGAAAAUAGUAAUGAUCAACUACGACUAUGAUUCAGAAAUAUUGAGACGUCAAUGCCUACAAGAAAAACCAAAUGAAUAUCAAAUUCAAGUUAUGAAACAUCUUUCUGAAAAAAAACAUGAACUAGAAAAGUCGAAACGAGAACUAUUAGAAUUGAAAUAUCGAGUCUUCUAUAAUAAACCACAUUCUUCGUUAGAUGCCAUUGAAACAACUAUGCCAAUAUUGAAUGAUAACGAUAGAAAACUAAUACUGUUGAAUAAAUAUGAAAAAUUAAUUCAACUAAAGAAACUUGAUUUUAUGGCUAUUAAAAUAAUAGGAGCCGAAAUGAAAUUCUAUCAAUGUCUUCGAGUGUUCGAUCACGAACUAGCUGCUAUGUGGAAAAACCAUCGUGAGCUUGUAAAAAACAAAGGAAUGCCUACAACAUUAACGAACCUUAUUGAAAAGCGUUUGACCAAUAUUGCUGAUCGAUGGAGAGAUGUCUACAAUUACAGACUGAAUUGUUAUUUCCGAAACUUCUAUGGUGAUGUCGAACCCACCGAUAUGAAUACAGAUGGUGACAAGAUGAAACGAAUUGGAUUUUCAUCAUCUUUAAUUAUUGAUGCUAUACAUCAAUUAUCCGAUAAAGAAUUACAAUUACUGAAUAGAGGACCUAGUUAUGUUCCACCUGGUCAAAUAUCAAUAUCAUCUUCGGGUCAAUCUAUUGAUGAUAUUGUUAAAAAGAAAUAUGCGCCAUUAAAGCAUCAGCUCAGUUAUUUAUUUUCAAAAUAUCAUAUUAAUAUUGCAUUAUCGAUGGAAAUUGAACAGAAGAUAAGUGAUCAAUUUACAGAUCUUUUUUCUGUACCAAUAUCAUCGAAUCUUCAACAGCGUGCUCUCUAUGAAAAACAUCUUCUUCAAUCGAUUCGGUAUUCUUUAAACGAGAACAAUCUCAUCCUACGACGAACUGCUGAUAAUAUGAAUACGUUCUAUUUGGGAAAUCUACAAGAUUUUGAAACAAAAGCGUAUGAUUAUGUAUCAAAAUCAGAUGCUUAUAAGAUGCUAUUGAAUAAAGAUAAAGACAAUGACGGUCAAGAAUGGCAAGUUCAAUUGAAAGAAAUGAUUGAAUCUAUUAAUUUAUUAUUGGAAUCAUUGAAAAACCAUAAAGCAAUAAAUAUCGAUCUGUUUAAUCGAUUAUUAGUUGAUGCAAGAAAAGUGAAAUUACCAUAUUUGUAUUUCUUGCCGGAUAUUUCUAAAGAAAAUGAAAUUUCAUUAGUACCCUAUAUUACAUCGAAACAUAGUGCCACAUGGAGAAUCGGUAAAUAUCUAAAUGAAUUACUACGACCAUUUGUCGAUAAGAACCUAUCAACAACAACAUUUCGUGAUGAACCUGAUUUCAUGCGAAAAUUAAACGAUUAUGUGUAUGUAGAACGUCAUCUUCGAGCAACUACUUUAUUUUGUACCAUCAAAAUUAUUAAUUAUUAUACAUUAGAUAUACAUAAAAAUAUGAUUGAUACAGUUGAUGAUUCUGCAACUGAACCAGAGGGUGUAGAUCAACUACAUCAGUCACCAAAAGAAUCAUCUCGAAUGGUAAAUAGUACUCCAACGAAAAUACCAACGCCAGAUAAAAUUCAGACUGAAGUUCAUAGCCAAGAUGUUCAAGCGAAUAGUGAAAUUCCAUCUUUAUUCAAUUUUUUGAACUGUUAUGUAAGCCUUACACAACAUCAGGAAGAUAAAGAUAUUAAUAUUCCUAUUAUAAAUUCUGAAGAAGAUCUUAAACUCGAGUCACAACAACCACAAAAAGAACAUGAAAAUCUACAUCUUCACAAACAGCAAAUGUGA
Messenger RNA from Rotaria socialis, 2760 nucleotides. The record is from the annotation of a GenBank genome assembly. NCBI's taxonomy places the organism in Eukaryota, Metazoa, Rotifera, Eurotatoria, Philodinida, Philodinidae.